Messenger RNA from Astyanax mexicanus (Mexican tetra), 1843 nucleotides. RefSeq lists its product as uncharacterized. The record is from RefSeq and is a predicted model, not a curated record. Bases 676 to 1329 code for a protein of 217 amino acids. Gene Ontology annotation, molecular function: channel activity. The transcript is spliced from 3 exons. Gene Ontology annotation, cellular component: pore complex. Gene Ontology annotation, biological process: pore complex assembly; monoatomic cation transport; cytolysis in another organism. Lineage: Eukaryota; Metazoa; Chordata; Actinopteri; Characiformes; Acestrorhamphidae.
ACGUGCUGUCUGCUGUAGCUGCUGUACCAUUUUCUGCUGUCUGCAUACUGAUCCUCGCUGAUCCGUGUUGCUGUUUUGUUUCAUUAGUUUUGUCUCAGUUUCUGUUUGGAUUAAUUUUGAUUUAAAUUAGUUUCUUGCUUUGUCUUAUUUGUUUUGAUUCGUUUUGCUUUGAUUUAGUUUUUGCUUUUUCAUUAGUUUUUGUUUUGAUUUAUUUUGGCUAAUUCAGUUUGUGCUUUCUUAUUGAUUUAUGUUGGCUUUUCAUUUUUUUGUGUUAUUUAGUUUUUUUUUUUCUUAGUUUCUUAAUUUUGCCUUUUUUUUGUCUAAUUUUGUAUUUUGUUUUCCAUAUUUUUGAUUAACCUAAUUUAUCUAUCUUCUGUGUGUCUAACCUUUUGUGUUGGAGUUUGAGUUAAUUUGGGUAUUCCUUUCUUUGGAGCUCUUUUCUUUAAUUGCGUUUCUAUUUUGCUUUGUAUAUUUCUUUUUGUUGUAACUUGACUUUUGAGUGUGGGUUUAUUUUGUGGGGUUAUUCUCUUUUGAGGAUUAUUUUGGUCAGUUGGAAGCCUUCCCUUGAUUUUCUUUAUAUUUUGUGUUUGGUUUGCUAGUAAUUUGGUUUAAUUCCUAUUUUUCUCUGCCUAGUUUCUUUUUUUUUCCCCGUAAUUGUGGGUGUUUGUGUAGGUGAUGUUUUUUCCCCUGCUGUCCUUCUGUCCUGACAGAAUGGCUUAUGGAGCAGUUGCGGCUGCAGCGGCUGUAGUGGGAGGAUCCCUCUUAAACACCACCAUUGAGGAAAUAUCCAAGCAACUACGCAUCGACAGGAACAUCUCAAUUCAGCUCAGCAAUUGCAGCCAUAAAUACAUCCUAACAAACCCGAGGGUUUUCACCAGAAGUGGAUAUUCACACAACCCCCCUCAGCCUACGAUACAGAAGAGGACGAUCGAGGCGUGUUCCUUCACCAAAACCGCAGGAACAGCAUGCGGAGCCGUCGGGGUCCUGACCUACGAGAUCUGCAGACACGAAGACAAACACUGGGUUGGAGAACUGAUGAUAAUGUUCUCCGUGCCGUACGACUACAACCUGUACGAAAACUGGUUUGCUCUGGGCGUCUCUAAAGAUCGCAUUUCCUGCAACAAGCAGCUGUUCCACCAGAUGUAUUACGAUAACGGCUCCUUCACCAGAGCCAAAAGCACAGGCAGCGAAAUCAAGUUCUUGGGGAAACACGCUUACGUGAAGGGAACGAUGUCUCCUGGAGGCAGCUCCAUUAUGAAGGUGGAGUUCUGGGACUUGGAGACACACCAAAACUAUCCGUACGAUCCAAAUUACAUAAUGAUAAAGUAGACACUUGGUGGCAGAAACUGGUCCCAUGGUAUGUUUUUUAUGUGUAAUGGUUAUAAUGUAAAUGUGUUUUAACCAAUCAUUUUAAAGUGCUUUAUUACGGUUGCGUGUUGCAUUGUGGUUGCAUAUUGUUGUCUAAUUCUUAGAAUUCUCCUUUAUCUGCGCAUUUGUUUGCCAUAUAACUUAUUCUUUAAGUUAACAAUAGCGUUUCAACUCCAGAUUUUUCAGUCCGAUUGCAUGAUACAUGCUGGUGUACAAAUUUUUGGUAAGCAUGCCCAUCUACAGUACCUUUGUAUGACCAAUUCUCUUCAUUUUGGAUAGGGCAGGCCCACCGAACACAUUUUCACUGUUGUUUUAAACGACACUCGUUUAUUUGCCACUUUUUAUCCCUUGUUCCUCCCAUUCACUCCUAUUAAUUUUCAUAUCCAUUCAAGCAAUAUAUUUCUUUGUCCUGACAGCCAACAAAAUGUAUUAUAUACUUUCUCAGGGCAGUCAACUGAACUCUACUCCUGAGAAA